AUGGAGAAACAAACAGCACCUAAAGUCAUGCUGGCAUCAGCUCCUCCAUAUGAUGAUGACAUCCUUAACCCUGCAGAGCACAUCGCCAUUCAGAACAGCCAUGUCCCAGGUCCCCAACAGUCCACAUCACUGCUGGCUAAUGUAAGAGACAGCAUAGAUCUACCCGAUACCAGUGGAAACCUUCUGUCAAGACCCCCACCUCCACAACCCCGUGUGCUUCCUGCUCCCUUGGAGCUCGCGCUCCUGGACCUCCUGUACCUCUCCACCAUCGAGUCCGAGGUGCUGGUGGACCAGAUGGUGGGCCAGCGGGCCAGCUCCUGCGCAGCCUGCGCUGCCCAGCACUUCCUCUGCUUGACCUGGGCAGGCGCCGAGUGCUUCCUGCUGGGCUUCAUGGCCUAUGACCGCUAUGUGGCCGCCUGCCACCCCCUCCGCUGUCCUGCCCUCAUGAGCUGCAAUGUCUGCUUACUCAUUGUGCUGGCAGCCUGGCUGGGAGAGUCUGUAGACGGCUUCUUGCUCACACCAGUCGCCAUGCAGUUCCCUUUCCGUGCCUCUCGGGAAAUCAGCCACUUCUUCUGUGAGGUCCCCGCCCUCCUGAAACUCUCCUGCACGGUCACCUUGGAUUAUGAGGUGGUCAUGUGUGACUGCUGCAUCACCAUGCUCCUCAUCCCUUUCUCCGUCAUCUCAGCCUCUUACACAAGGAUUCUCAUCAUGGUCCACAGGACGAGUGAGGCAGACGGGGGAAAGGCAGUGGCCACUUGCUUCUCACACAUGGUAGCUGGCAGCCUGUUCUACGGAGCCGCCAUGUACACCCACGUGCUGCCUCACUCUUACCACACCCCCGAACAGGACAAGGCUGUGUCUGCCUUCUACACUAUCCUCACUGCCCUUCUCAGCCCACUAAUCUACGGCUUCAGGAACAAGGAUGUCAAGGGAGCCCAACAAGGGAUACUUUUAAGAGAAGAUGAGAUUCCUGGUGCAAAGAAACUUCAGCUCUGGAAGACGCCUGAUUCACGUGAGCUCCGGUUAGGUUCUGCCAUCCGCUUUACAAGCUCCUUCGAUGUUUGCAUCAAGUCCUUUGCCUUAGAAGCUCGACUUCUAGGGAUUACAGUCUUUGUUUAG
Molecule: messenger RNA, 1119 nt
Organism: Manis javanica (Malayan pangolin)
Lineage: Eukaryota; Metazoa; Chordata; Mammalia; Pholidota; Manidae
Source: RefSeq, a predicted model, not a curated record